UUCUUCGGCUAAAAAAUGCAUAAGUUACAAAAAGUUGUGGUGGACCGAAUUUCGAAAUUCUUGAUUAUAUUGCUAUUGGUAGUGUGCAAAGUGAAAAAUGUGAAAUCCCAGGAUUGUGUUGAUUCCCGUUUACGUGCCGGCAAAUGUGUUACGCUUGCCAAGUGUCCGGAUAUGGUUCAGGAAUAUUACGAUGAAGUUCGCAAGACAUCGUAUGCAACAGAUUUCCAAACUUUUAUGAGUAAUUCCAUUUGUGGUUUUAAUGGCAUGCAUUUUAUGAUUUGCUGUGGAACACCUCGUACAACACCAACACCUGUCAAAUCACCAAUUAUGAUGCUUUUCGGGACAACAUCCACGACAACUCCACCCGCUAAUGUAUUUCUGUUUGCACCUCUGGCAAAUUACAAUUCAAACAUUCAGACUUCAACAACUGCAACACCUCCAAUGGUCUAUCCCGGUACUUCAAAUACAAAUCCCUUUGUUUUCCAAACACCAGGGCAAAAUUCUGUUAAUACAAUGCCACCAGCAGCCCCAACUCCACCGUCCACGGUGUAUCAGCCAAUGCCACCUGCAAAUAAUGGGGGUACAAAUGUGUAUCAGCCCAUACCGCAACCGGUGGGACCAAUAAUUCUGACAACAUCCACCACAGCAGCACCAGGACAGAAUGUCUAUCAACCGAUACCACAGCCUGGUGGAGCAAUUGUACUCACCACUACCCAGGCACCGCCAACACAAGCUGCUGUUGAAACCUGUGGCAUUAGUCGAGGAAAUACAAAUCGUGUUGUGGGUGGAACGGAAGCCAAGAGAGGAGCCUAUCCCUGGAUGGCAGCCUUGGGCUAUCGUGAUGAGCUCUCUCCCGGUACAAUGAAAUAUUUAUGUGGCGGCAGUUUGGUAUCUUCGAAAUACGUUCUCACCUCGGCCCAUUGCAUAAAUACGAAUUUAAUAUUGGUCCGCUUGGGCGCCCACGAUCUUUCCAAUCCAGCGGAAGCUAAUGCCGUUGAUUAUAGCAUCAAACGCACUAAAGUCCAUGAGGAAUUCGAUUUGAGAACUAUAGCAAAUGAUAUUGCACUGAUUGAAGUGGCGCCCAAUGUUGUGAUGACAAACUACAUAGCACCCAUUUGCUUGCCGGAAUCUUCAGCAUUUCUCACUCAAGAUUUUGUUGGCAUGAAUCCAUUUGUUGCCGGUUGGGGUGCAAAUAAACACCAGGGCAUUACCUCCAACGUUCUGAUGGAUGUUCAAGUGCCAAUUGUGAGCCGACAGUCGUGUGAGCAAAGUUAUCGCACCAUUUUUAAUUUCGUGCAGUUCAGCGAUAAGGUUAUUUGUGCUGGAAAUUCCCAUGUGGAUGCUUGUCAGGGGGAUUCCGGCGGUCCGUUGAUGAUGCCACAGUUGGUUGGCUCUUCGUAUCGUUACUUUUUGCUGGGCACCGUUUCGUAUGGCUACGAAUGUGCGCGCACUGGCUUUCCCGGAGUCUACACAAGAGUUGCUGUCUACAUGCCAUGGAUAAAACAAAGUAUGAAACGGUUAAACGAUUUGAGAAAAAAAAAAAAAGAAUUAAAAAUAAUUAACUGCGAAAUGUUCCUGAAGAACUGCAUUCCCUGGUUUAUUGCCUGUUUCCUUUGCUGCUGCUGCUGUCUGGACACUUGUUGGGGUCAUCGGGGUUUUAUUGGUGGCGCCAACCCUUCCAAUGGCUAUGGUGGUAACUUUUGCCAAACACCCCUGGGUGAUAUGGGCUCGUGUGUCUCUCUGAAAUAUUGUCCAGAGGUGUUGACUUUAUUCCAACGUUUGGACACAAAUUCGGCCAAACAGUACUCCUCCGAAUUGCAAAGACGUUGUGGCAAUCGCAUGACCUAUGACCAGUAUCCAAUUCUUUGUUGCAAACAUGUGGUAAUGACCCCAAUCAAUGGCUCACCAUCGGAUACCCAAAUGAGGGAUGGUAGAGUGACAACAACUACAACAACAACAACCUCGACGACGACUACUGAAGCGUCAACAUCUAAAGUGGACACCGAAACUGCAAAUAGGAACAGCAAUUCUCCCAAUGUGUUGUGUCUAACAACGGCAUCAACAUCCGGACUUUGUAAACCUUUGAGAGAGUGCCCCCGGCUUUUACAACAAUUGCAAAGAGAUCCAAAUAAUGAAGAAAUCAAAGCAAAUCUAAGAACAUCUCAUGAUCGUUGCGGCAAUGAAAGUACCAUGGUCUGCUGCCCUACCGACAAUGAUUCGGAGGCUACAACAACAAACAGCAAGAAUUUGAAUCGUCGUCAAAUGGCCAAUUCCAAUUCACAUUCACUACCCAGCGAAGCCGAUGGCUGUGGUCUAGUCAAUCAGACGGCACCGAAAAUUGUGGGCGGCGAUGAAAGUCAAAUCGGUGCCUGGCCAUGGAUGGCCCUAAUCGGCUAUGAUCCCUACAGUACCCGACCGUUUAAAUGUGGUGGAACUUUAAUCUCUAAUCGACAUGUGAUAACGGCGGCCCACUGCAUACGGCAUGAUUUAUCUUUUGUAAGGUUGGGCGAAUUCGAUUUGUCUACGGACACAGAAACCACAUAUUUGGACGUUAAAGUCGUAAAGCAUUCAAAGCAUCCCCAAUUUGGUAAAAACCGAAGAUCAGAUUUGGCGAUCUUGCUAUUGGAAACAGUUGUACAAUUUUCAGAUCUUAUCGCUCCCAUUUGUAUGCCCAAUUCCGUACAGCUACGUUCCAAAUCCUAUGUCAAUAGUAUGCCAUUUGUUGCCGGCUGGGGUAAUACGGAACAGAGUGGAACUUCUUCGCAGGUAUUGAAAGAGGCACAGUUGCCGGUAUUGGAGAACGAUGUCUGUCGUCAGAUCUACAAAAGAUUGGCGCCAAGUGUGCCCGAUGAAGAUUAUGGCAAUGCCAUAAUUUGUGCAGGUUACACGGUGGGCGGAACCGACACAUGCCAAGGCGAUUCUGGUGGUCCACUGAUGAUACCUGAAUUAUACAAGGGUGUUACCCGUUAUUACUUGAUUGGUGUCGUCUCCUAUGGCCAUGGCUGCGGCAAGGUGCCAGGAAUUUAUAUUAGCACCCAACAUUGGAUGGAUUGGAUUGUGGAACAAAUCGAAACGAUGUGAUAUUGAAGAAAACAAUUAUUGUUUUAUCUCAAAAAAUAGUCAUUUGUUUAAUAGCCAAUAUCAUCAUUUUGUACAUAUCCAAAUCCAUAUACAUAUGUAAACGCAUUUAUAGGAAUAUUUACAAUACAACUAUAUUAAGAACUUCACAUUUUUUAUAUUUUUUUUUUAUUUUAUUCCCUUUGUAUUUAAAUAAUAAUAAAACGUGUCAAUUGUAAA
This is a messenger RNA of Musca domestica (house fly), 3297 nucleotides long. RefSeq lists its product as uncharacterized. Bases 16 to 3081 code for a protein of 1021 amino acids. NCBI's taxonomy places the organism in Eukaryota, Metazoa, Arthropoda, Insecta, Diptera, Muscidae. Gene Ontology annotation, molecular function: serine-type endopeptidase activity. The record is from RefSeq and is a predicted model, not a curated record. The transcript has 14 exons. Gene Ontology annotation, biological process: proteolysis.